This is a messenger RNA of Eriocheir sinensis (Chinese mitten crab), 1745 nucleotides long. RefSeq names its product U3 small nucleolar RNA-associated protein 15 homolog. Bases 70 to 1698 code for a protein of 542 amino acids. The transcript is spliced from 11 exons. Gene Ontology annotation, molecular function: protein binding. Gene Ontology annotation, biological process: positive regulation of transcription by RNA polymerase I; rRNA processing. The record is from RefSeq and is a predicted model, not a curated record. Lineage: Eukaryota; Metazoa; Arthropoda; Malacostraca; Decapoda; Varunidae. Gene Ontology annotation, cellular component: nucleolus.
GUGCCCGUGCUGUGGUGGAGGACAAUAUUGGUGGCGCCGUAUCCCCCGCGCCGAGGUAAACACGGCGGCAUGGCGGCCUUCAAGAAGACACACACGCGCGGCUACUCUCGCGCGGCCGCCAAGACCACCUCGGACACGCUCUACUGGAAGAAGCUUGACUUUCCAGUGACAGUCAAAGAGUUCACAGCAAUAGACAGUGUGGACGUGAGCCCUGUGGAUCCUCACUACAUAGCCGUCACUUCUGGGCCAAAGGUUGAUGUGUAUCACCGGGAGACGACACAGGUGUGGCGCACCAUCUCCAGGUUUCAGCGGUCAGCCUACGGAGGAAAGUUUAGACAGGAUGGUCAGCUGCUGGUGGCGGGCACAGAGGAAGGUGUAGUCAAGCUCUUUAACCACAGACAAAAGCAGCUCCUCAGGAUAUUUAAAGGACAUGAAGGUGCCACUCAUCGCGUUGACUUCAUUCAGGGCGUCCCACAUAUUGUCUCCUUCUCCGAUGACAAGACAGGUGUUGUUUGGGACAUCAGCAAUGAGGACAAAAUCUGCACCCUUUCUGGACACACGGACUUCAUUCGAGCCGGGAUAACAAGUCCUGCCUCUCAGCACAUCAUCCUGACUGGCUCGUAUGACCACACAGUGCGGCUAUGGGACACUCGCACGGCCACCAGCGUGUUGACAGUGGACCACGGCACACCAGUGGAGAGUCUGGUCUGCUUUCCUUCAGGAGGUGUCUUUGUAUCUGCAGGUGGGUGUGAGGUGAAGGUGUGGGAUGCCAUUGCUGGUCGCCUUCUCUCCAAGGUGUCCCAGCAUCACAAGACCGUCACCUGCCUUGCCUUCGCCAGUGACAACAAACGGCUCCUCUCGGGCUCCCUCGACCGCCAUGUCAAGAUUUACGACGUGGACACUUACUCUGUGGUCCAUACACUUGACUAUCCCGCACCCGUCCUGUGUAUGGCUGUGGCGCCUGGAGAUGCUACACUGGCAGUGGGCAUGAUCGCUGGUGGGUCGGGACUCGUGUCCUUCCAGCACCGUCGUGACCCUGAAGCCUCAAAGCUGGCUGCCAAGGAAGCCAAUACCAAGGCCAACAUCAGGAACACCGUCUCAGAUGACUUCAGGACCCUCUCAGAUGACCAUAUUGUCCCUGGCAUGACCACACAGAAAAUGGCCAAGUAUGACAGGAUGAUAUGCAAGUUUGAGUACAGCCGUGCCCUCGAUGCUGUCAUGCUCUCCUUCAUCGCAAACAAGUGCACCAGCAUUUCUGUUGGUGUCUUGCAGGAGCUGAUCAGACGAGGGGGCAUCAGGACUGCAGUGGCCGGCAGAGACGUGAAGAAACUCACUCCCCUCCUCAUGUUCCUCAUCAAGAACAUCCGACACCCGGCAUACAAGCCGGUCCUCAUGGAUGUUGCUAAUAUUGUCAUUGAUGUUUAUGGUGACUCCCUGGAUGAGAACCCACAGCUAGUGAGACACUUUCGACGGCUGAAGGAUGAGGUUGCUGCAGAACUUCAGCUGUGUAAGGAGCACAGCGCACUCAUGGGGGCGAUACAGAUGUUCCUCACCACCUCCAGCCCUCAUGCCAACACCUCCUCCCUGGUUAGUGUGCAGCAGCUGGCCACCACGGAGGGUCACAACACACUAUCUCGGAUGCUGCACCCGUCAUCCUCUGCCAAGUCCGCCUCUAGUCUGGUGGUGGAUGUUAUCUGACCCAGCGCACCUCCAUGAAAAGAGGGAAAUAAAAAUGUCUUAUAUUG